Molecule: messenger RNA, 1924 nt
Organism: Ceratitis capitata (Mediterranean fruit fly)
Lineage: Eukaryota; Metazoa; Arthropoda; Insecta; Diptera; Tephritidae
Exons: 6
Coding region: 292-1470 (392 amino acids)
Source: RefSeq, a predicted model, not a curated record
AGCGUUUCGCAAUUCACCUGUAGCUUUUGUGGCCUAUUGUGACUCUGCACCGUAAAAAGGCGACACACACGUAACAGUCCAAAAACGAACGCGCAACGAAAAAGUACAACCAAAGCGCGCUUUUCCAUUAACUACAAUAAAUUCCCAAUACCACCCCGCCUCGUUGAUUGUUGUUGCUGGCGACCUUAGUUUAGUAAUCAUAGAGUGCGUACGUCUGUGCAUGAUAGCAACAGUGUUUCCGCUGCGCUUGGAUAACUGAAGUUCUUAAAGCAAGCAAAAAAGUGCAGCAAUAUGGCAGCUGGUGGCUACGGCGGUUACGGCAAUAGAAAUCAUAUAAAAAAUUUCGGAUGUUUACGAACGGCUGUGCUAUGGGCCGCAAUACUCGGUGUGAUUCAGUCAUUGCUAUGGAUUGGCCUCACGAUUGUCGGCAUUAUAGCGUACACCUGUAAUAUGCCGGUCAACUCGCUCUUCACCUACGGUUCGCUGAUGCAGUAUGCUUUCUACACGCUUUAUUUUAAAGGAAAUUGUAUACCGGCCGACUAUCAACAAUUCGAUCACACGAUGUUGGAGUCGGUGGAAACUAUACUCUCCCCAGAGGAUUUGCUGAUUUGGAAUUGCAUCUAUUUGGCAGUGGCGGUGUGUUGGUGCAUAACAUCGGUGUUGCUAUUGGCAUUUGUGAGAAAAGACAACAUCACGUACACCAGCGCUGCCAUUUACUCUUGGGUUGUGACGAUUUUAUGCAUUAAUCUGAUGGAUCUAGCGCUGGGCAUUAUAUUUGGCAUUGACUAUGGCAACUUCAAUAAGAGAGCUUACGAUUACAAUCUGUCCAGCAUUAAUGCGGGCGAUAUUGAUCCCCAAGCGGCUCAGUUGGUGGCAGGUGGCGUGGCAGCAAUCUCUUUGAUGAUCAUCUCCUUCAAGGGUUUCGUGUUUUGGCUUAUCAAUUUCGGUUUGAUGUGCUAUCUCUUGUUGCUGGUUAUUCAUAUUGCCUACGAAAGGGACAACAGCGUGAACGAUAACUUAUUUAUGCCACCCAUGACUGAGAAGGAUGUUGAUGAUAUUAUGGUCGAUCGCUCACCAAUCAAGGCAUAUGGGGAAGAUGUUACGACUACCACAAAGGUGUACAGCAACGAGGCCUUCGUGCCGGAUAAUCGUUCUACGGUUACCGUUGAGUUGAAUCAAGAUGCUUUGGCACGUGCUGCCCGCAUGUCGUCGGACAUUUCAUUGCAGGGUCCGCGUUUCCGUAAUGUGGACGCUUAUCAACAAUAUCCGCCACCGAGAUUUAACAACAACAACAACAACAUUGCUGUAAAUAACAACAGUCAAUUCACCAAACAAGUGUCAAUAAAGGAAAACCUCAUCGUUACAACGACUCCGACAUCGCCUGGUGUGAUAUCACCAUUUCCCGUACCAGACUAUACGCCACCGAUGUCGCGCGCAAAUAACGGUAUAAUACGCAAUCAACGUUACUAGUGAAGUGAGUGUGCGCGUGUGGCUGUUCGAGAUGGUAUUUAAGCCAAAAACUUCACCUAUCUUUAUUCCGCCAAUUAAAUUAGUUUAAAUUAAGUGCCAUCAUUAGUAUAAUUCCGUUAUAAUAAAAUUCUCUCAUCUGCGUGCAACCGUACAUUGUAUGUAUGUAUGUGCGUAAUCUGCGUGCUGCUCAGCGUUCGAUUGUGGUAGAACGCCGCCAUUGCAUCUCGCUCUCUAAAAAUCAACCUCAACUCCUACAUAUCAUUUAACCGCGUAUCAGCUCUUGGCUACACUUUUGCUUUAUUGUAUAUUCGAUUGUUUUUCUACUCUCCGCAAAUCAUUAAUUCGUAUAACAAAGCACAACAAUGAACUUAUUUUUAGAAUGUAUUUAAUUGUACGAGUAUAUUUUUGUUUAUACAAUUGUAAAUAAUAAAUAUGCGCUAUCGUAAAUACUAUA